UUGAAAAUUUGUCAUAGAAUUGGUGGGAAUCAUAUUUACUUUCACAUCAAUAAAAACCCCAAAAGUCUUUUAAUGUCGUUCUAUAGAAACGCUGUAUGGUUUGCCAGAGGAUUGCGGGAUUAUACCAAAGGGGGAUAUGAGUCAGCUAGUAAGAAUUUUAACCCUGCUGAUCUUGAUCUCAACGUUGAUUGUUCAGGAAAGUCAUAUAUGAUUACCGGUGGCAACAGUGGCAUUGGUAAAUGUAUUGCUUUAGACAUAGCCAAGAGAGGAGGAACUAUUCAUCUUGUAUGUCGUAAUAAAAAGUCAGCACAAGAAGCACAGUCUGAAAUUCAAAAAGCUUCAGGGAACAAUAAUGUCCAUAUUCAUCCACUUGAUCUUUCUGAUUCCAAAAGUGUUGUUGAAUUUGGUAGGAGGUUUGUUGAGAGUGGAACAGAAUUGAAUGUUUUAGUGAAUAAUGCUGGCUGUAUGAUAAACAACAGAGAAAUCGAUAGCAAUGGAAAUGAAAAAAAUUUUGCAACAAAUACUUUAGGGACCCAUUUGCUAACAACAUCCCUUAUUCCUCUGUUGUCCAAAGCUACCCAACCUCGAGUGAUAAUUGUGUCAAGUGGCGGCAUGCUGGUACAGAAACUGAAUGUUGAUGAUUGGCAAUUAGAAAAAGAAAAGAAAUUUGAUGGAACCAUGGCAUAUGCUCAGAACAAAAGGCAGCAGGUGGUAAUGAUGGAACAGUAUGCCAAACAGUAUCCAAAUAUUCAUUUUUCGGCGAUGCAUCCAGGGUGGGCUGAUACACCCGCAGUUCGUUCCUCAAUGCCAGAUUUUUAUGAGAAAAUGAAAGAUCGUCUUCGUACCGCUGAACAAGGGGCUGACACGGCUACCUGGUUAGCUAUAUCAGAAGCUGCUUUACAGUUCCCAUCUGGCUUGUUCUUUGAGGAUCGCCGUCCUGUACCAACUCACUUACCAUUGGCGUGGACGCGCUCAACAAAAGAAGAAGAAGCUAAAUUCAUGGCGAAAUUGGCUGCCCUAACCGAACAAUUCACGAAAAACUAACCAAAGUUUUUGCGAGAAGCUCGGUGUGUUGAAACUUCAACUGGAGGAAAUGAUACCACAUAUAUUGUCAUUUCAGUGUUUUACAUCAAUGCAACAUGGGCAUGUUUCAUUCACGAUUACAAGUGUUUUACUCGA
Molecule: messenger RNA, 1179 nt
Organism: Daphnia carinata
Lineage: Eukaryota; Metazoa; Arthropoda; Branchiopoda; Diplostraca; Daphniidae
Product: dehydrogenase/reductase SDR family member 12-like
Exons: 10
Coding region: 73-1044 (323 amino acids)
Source: RefSeq, a predicted model, not a curated record